This is a messenger RNA of Copidosoma floridanum, 5419 nucleotides long. It is a transcript of the gene SLO2, whose product is annotated as slowpoke 2. The record is from RefSeq and is a predicted model, not a curated record. Gene Ontology annotation, cellular component: plasma membrane. Gene Ontology annotation, biological process: potassium ion transmembrane transport. Gene Ontology annotation, molecular function: intracellular sodium-activated potassium channel activity; outward rectifier potassium channel activity. Lineage: Eukaryota; Metazoa; Arthropoda; Insecta; Hymenoptera; Encyrtidae.
AAAAAAAACCACAGUCAAUUAUAUUGCCCAGGGAUAUUUUAUAGAAAUUUAUUUAGAGUCGCACUCGUAGCCGAGUUUCGUUUUUUACGAGUAUACACCUGUAGGAUAUCGCUUCGACCGAGAGGGGAGCAGACACCAAGCGAAGCCAAUAUAGCCACAGAAGAAAAAAAAGUUGGGACGGGCUGUCCUCGCUCGUGCAUCCAAUGUCUUUUGUGCAUGACUAGAGUGCCAAAAAGUGGAGGGGCCUACGGUACCAUUGCGGAAAUAACGCAGCCGAGGGAAGCAGGACGUAAGAAGUGAGCGUGACUGCGGAGCGCACGGGUACGCGCCAAGGCUUCAGAGAUGUCGGUGUUCUUCUUCCGGCUGCACAACCUGCGCCGGCAGGCCGAAGAGGCGCGCAAGAAGCGCGAUCGUCGUAGCGGCCAGUCGGUCCAGCGCGGCCAGAGCUGCGGGGACGAGCCCCAACCAACCGCGGGCUCGAUGCAAAGCUGCGACCGCGUGCACCGGGGCCCGAGCAAGCUCUUCGAGCGGGCGCCCUUGCAGCCCAGCGACUCGCUCGACGAGAUUGCCCUACAGAUACCAAGAGUCCGGGUCGAGUACUACGUGAACGAAAACACAUUCAAGGAACGGCUUCAGCUCUACUUCAUCAAGAACCAACGCUCGAGUCUCAGGAUACGCUUGGCCAAUCUAUUUUUCAAGCUGCUGACAUGCUUCCUGUACAUAUUUCGCGUGGUGACCGACAGCGAUCCUACGUUUGCCGCUUGUUACGGGUGCACGCCCGGGAACAAGACGGAGUUCCUGCUUUCGCAAAACCUCACGGAGGAAGAAUUCCAGGAGCACCCGACCAUCAAUUGGGACGCGAUACUUUGGGUGCGGCGGCCCUUCGAGCUAUGGAUCAUACAGGUCAUACUUGCCAUCGUCUCACUCACCGAGGCUUUACUUCUUGCCUACCUCGGAUACAAGGGCAACAUCUGGCAGCAACUCCUGUCCUUUCACUUCAUCCUCGAGUUGGCCAACACGAUACCAUUCACCUUCACGCUUCUGUACCCACCCUCGAGAAACCUUUUCAUACCGGUUUUCCUCAACUGCUGGCUGGCGAAGCACUCCCUGGAGAACAUGUUCAACGACCUGCACCGAGCCAUGCAAAAGUCCCAGUCGGCUCUGAGCCAGCAGCUGAUGAUCCUCAGCGCCACCCUCCUCUGUCUCGUCUUCACAAGCGUCUGCGGCAUCCAGCACUUUCAGCGAGCGGGCCACCGUCACCUCAAUCUCUUCCAGAGCACGUACUACGUCGUCGUGACUUUCUCCACCGUCGGCUACGGUGACUUUGUGCCCGACAUCUGGCCCUCCCAACUCUACAUGGUCAUCAUGAUCUGCGUCGCCCUCAUCGUCCUGCCGACACAGUUUGAGCAGCUCGCGUUCACGUGGAUGGAAAGGCAAAAGCUCGGCGGCAGCUACUCGUCGCACCGGGCGCAGAGCGAGAAACACGUCGUUGUCUGCAGUACGACCCUCCAGGCGGACACGAUCAUGGAUUUUCUCAACGAAUUCUACGCGCAUCCACUACUCCAGGACUACUACGUGGUGCUGCUGUCGCCGAUGGAGCUCGACACGACGAUGAGGAUGAUACUGCAGGUGCCCAUCUGGGCGCAGAGGGUCAUCUACAUCCAGGGCUCGUGCCUCAAAGACGGAGACUUGGCGCGCGCGCGGAUGAACGAGGCCGAGGCGUGCUUUGUACUCGCCGCCCGGAACUACGCGGACAAAUCGGCAGCCGACGAACAUGCAGUACUCAGAUCUUGGGCAGUGAAAGACUUUGCUCCGGGCGUGCCACAGUACGUGCAGAUCUUUCGACCAGAGAACAAGUUGCACGUCAAGUUCGCCGAACACGUGGUGUGCGAGGACGAGUUCAAGUACGCCCUGCUGGCUAACAACUGCACAUGCCCCGGCGCCUCGACUCUCGUUACUCUACUGCUGCACACUUCACGGGGACAGGAGGGCCAGCAGUCGCAGGAGGAGUGGCACAGGCUGUACGGCAAGUGCUCGGGCAACGAGAUCUACCACAUAAUCCUCGGGGACUCGCGCUUUUUUGGCGAGUACGAGGGCAAAUCCUUCACCUACGCGUCCUUUCACAGCCACAGAAAAUACGGGGUUGCCCUCGUCGCGGUCAGACCCGCCGAGCUGCCAGAGUUCUACGAGGACACCAUUUUGCUUAACCCAGGACCCAGACACAUCAUGAAGAAGACGGAUACGUGCUACUACAUGAGCAUAACGAAGGAGGAGAACUCGGCCUUCGUGGUGGCGAACCACACGGUGAACAACGUGGCGAGCGACUCGACGCAGGUGGUGAUCGACAAGCCAGACAUGGCCGCGAUGAUGGCGGCGGCGGCGGCAGCUGCAGCAGCGACGACCACGACUCCGGGAACGACGACGACCUUGACUACCGCGACGUCGCUGACGACGGGCUGCGCCAAUGGUACUACCGCCACGGCUAGCGCGCCGAGCUUGAACAUAAUUACGGCUACGGACGAGGAUGACGAUGAUGAUGAUGAUGUCAAUGGUGUCGAUGUCGAUGACAAUGACGAUGAUGAUGAUGAUGAUGGUGGCGGCAGUUGCCGGCGAAAGUUGGGCCCGGGGGCCGCCGACGACGACGACAAGUCGACGACGGCUCUGUCAGCCGCUGCUGGUGACAAGCUAACGACCGCGACUUAUCUCGAUCCCGGAGGACUGAGCGACUCAAGGCAGUGCUUGAAGGAGCGAAGCUCGUCGCCGCAGCACCAGCUACCGAUGACUGGAAAUCAGCUCGGGGUCCCACAGUCGCACGAGCCGAACCCUAAUCUCCUCAGUCCCGAGACUGCCGCGCAGAUGGGAGGUUCGACCCGAAGACCGAGCAUCCUGCCAGUACCGGACAUGAUGAACUCGACGCUAACACUGCCGUGCCAAGAGUCGCUGGACAGGGAGGGUGACGAGUCCGAGGAUGAGAUGGAGGACGACGUGCCUUGGCGAUCGCCCAGCGAAAAGAUAGCUAUUGUCAAGGGGUGCCCGCCCGUCUCGCCGUUCAUCGGUGUCUCGCCGACUCUGUGCUACCUCCUCAAAGAGAAGAAGCCGCUCUGCUGCCUGCAGCUCGCACAGGUCUGCGAGCACUGCAGCUACAGGAACGCCAAGGAAUACAAUUGGCAGAACAAAACGAUCAUACUGGCUGCGGACUACGCGAGCAAUGGCAUUUACAAUUUCAUCAUACCCCUCAGGGCCCACUUCAGAUCGAAAACCUCGUUGAACCCCAUAAUCCUACUGCUGGAGAGGCGUCCUGAAAUCGCCUUUCUCGAUGCCAUCUCGUACUUCCCGCUCGUCUACUGGAUGCUGGGCUCGAUAGAUUGCCUCGACGACCUGUUACGCGCCGGCAUCACCCUGGCCGAGAACGUCGUCGUCGUCAACAAAGAACUGAGCAACUCGGCCGAGGAGGACACCCUCGCGGACUGCAACACCAUCGUCGCCGUACAGACCAUGUUUAAAUUCUUUCCCAGCAUAAAGAGCAUAACAGAACUGUCCCAGUCGAGCAACAUGCGCUUCAUGCAGUUCCGUGCGCACGACAAGUAUGCCUUACACCUCAGCAAAAUGGAAAAGGUACUCCUCAGUACUACUCCCGGUGACAGCUACCCCGCUGAGCCUGCGUUGGGCUCCUCGCGAGAAAAGGAACGAGGCUCGCACAUAUCGUACAUGUUCCGACUGCCCUUCGCCGCGGGCAGUGUAUUCAGCGCUUCGAUGCUAGACACGCUGCUCUACCAAGCCUUCGUCAAGGACUACGUGAUAACUUUCGUGAGACUCCUCCUGGGAGUUGACCAAGCGCCGGGCUCCGGAUUCCUCACUUCAAUGAAGAUAACCAAGGAAGACAUGUGGAUAAGGACUUAUGGUCGACUGUACCAGAAGUUGUGCUCGACUACCUGCGAAAUUCCUAUCGGUAUUUACAGGACGCAGGACACGUCCAUUGUCGAAACCUCGCACGGUGAUUCGGACGCGGAGAGCGACACCGGGGUCGGCGUGUCGUACAAGAUACGCAACUCGACUGCCGCGUCCUGCUUAGCAAAUUGCACCAACCGCGACAAAGGCGCCUCAGCUUACUCGGUGAAUCUAGGCGACGAGGCGCGCGACAACCACUCCCAGCAGAUCGAACGCGCCGAGAUCGCGAACCUCGUGCGCUCCCGCAUGGAGUCUCUGAACUUGCCCACCGCCGACUACGACGACGUCUCGGAGAAGCGCAACAGCCUGUCCUACGUGAUAAUCAACCCUUCGUGCGACCUGAAGCUCGAGGAGGGUGACAUCGUCUACCUGGUGCGGCCCUCGCCCUUCUCCGCCCAAAAAACCUUCGAGCGGCACAACUCGCGCCGCAAGAGCAACAUCAGCUUCUGCUCGGCCCAACUGCCCGGCCAGCUCAACUCGGCCAUCAUCUCCGCGGCGGGCGGCUGUCUCCCCGGCAGCAGGCGGGGCUCGGGCAUCAGCAUCUCCAGGGCACCCCCGCUCAGCACCACCAAGUCCAACUCGCUCUCGCUCCCCGACAGCCCGACCAUCACCGGAAACUUCCGGGGCAGGUCCAACUCGUUGCGCAUCGUCGACGACUUGCUCCUCAGGCGCAGCAACUCCCUCAGACAGGGCCUCAGCGUGAACUCGCGGCGCAAGAGCAGCCUGGAGGACAUCGGACUGGGGGCGCUGUCGCACCCCAUGAACCACAACCCGAUCAAGAUAGCGCUGAACGGCUCGAUCGGGCUCGAGGUUACGCCACCGGAGGAGGGUGGCUCCCAGGGGGGUAGCAGUGCAAGCAACACUGGUAUCCUCGGGGACAUUGGGCUACCGUCGAUGUCGGCGUUGGGGCCAGGCCUGUCGUCGCCGGUUCUGGGUUCUGGGCUGGGCGGCUCGAUGGGUGGCCUCUACGAUUCGGCGCCGGCCUAUCCUGGCAGCCAGUCCGGUAUGGGGCACAGCUCGCAGCAACAGCACCACCAGCAGGGCGGACCGACCCAGGACCCACAGCACAUACAGGGAACGAUCGUAUGAUACCAAUUUAUGUGGGGACGCGGUAUAUCCAAGGUAGUGCGAAACAAGUGGCUGUAGGCGUGCCCCACGUGCUUUAGGACUCCUGUAUCCACUCGUAGGUGGAUACACGGCUCUUUUGGUCUGUUGUUAUUUGUGUUCCUUUUACCUCCUCCCCCACUUUAUUAACAUCUUUUUUGGUUUUCAUUCGUUUUCCUUUUCAACUUUUGUUUCCGUAUACUCGUGUACAGUUGAGGCAAAGAGUGAUGGAGUGUUGAUUUUCCGCCUGGGCUCGAGGAGGACGACGAAAAUCCACUCGGGACUCUUUGCGCCACAGUUUUUCAUGAGUAAAAAAUUUGGCACUGGGCCACUUGGAUAAACUAAUUUAGUGGUUUUGAUUAGUUGU